Molecule: messenger RNA, 1485 nt
Organism: Anthostomella pinea
Lineage: Eukaryota; Fungi; Ascomycota; Sordariomycetes; Xylariales; Xylariaceae
Source: the annotation of a GenBank genome assembly
AUGGCGGCCGGCACGGGUGGCAGAGAUCAUGGUGCUCCCAUGUUUCGAGGGGCGGCAGUAGGGCUCGAGGACUACCCACCAAAGCCUACCAGUCUCAUCGCGGAGGAGACAUCGCAAGAUAGGAUCGGCGCAGAAGACGAGAUCGAUGGCCCAAGCAAGUCCAGUCUCAAGGAUGCCAGCGAUAUGCGCCGUAUGGGCAAGCAACAGCUUCUUGUCCGGCGAUUCCGCCAGAUCACCAUUGCUGCAUUCAUUGGGACCACAACAUCGGCUUGGGAAUAUGCACUGUUCCUGAUGUCACCUGGAUUGAUCGAUGGAGGGAUGGUUGGCUUGCUGUACAAUGUGCUGUGGAGCUUCUUCGGUUUUGGUGCUAUUUACUUGAGCCUCGCAGAGAUGGCUAGCAUGGCUCCCAUCGGUGGCUCGAUUUACCAUUUGGUGUCUGAGUUUGCGCCGGAGAAGGUGCAGAAGGGCUCGAGCUACAUCACAGGAUGGACCUCGACAAUCGCCUGGCAAGCGGGCUUUGCUCAGGGUGUGCUGCUCGCUGGCACUCUGAUGCAAACCAUUAUCCAGGUCAUGGACGAGAUCUACUCGUUCGCGAAUUGGCAGGGGACGGUAUUGACUUUUGCUGCUAUUCUGAUCUCGUACCUCAUGGGUGUCUACGGUGAGCGGGCUCUGUCAUACUGGCAAGUGCCCAUGUUUGCGAUUGGGACGAUAGCAUACUUUGCGUUCAUCGUUCCUGUAUGGGUCAAUGCGCCAAAAGCUUCACAUAAGGCCGUCUGGACUGGGGUUUCGAACACCGGUGGAUGGCCGGACAUGACUCUUGCGGUAUUGGUUGGUCAGCUGUCAGGUAUCAGUAUGCAGACCGGAGUCGACACGGCGGCACAUAUGGCCGAAGAGGUCAGAGACGCUGCCAUUGUCGUCCCUCGCGCCAUGAUCACUAUCUUCUUGGUCGACGUUGCGCUUAUGUUCCCCCUUCUCGUCACCGUCUGCUACCACCUACCCGACGUGCAAGCCGCACUGGAUGAUCCCACGGAUUACCCUGCCACCUGGAUCAUGCGACAAGCCAUCAAAGUGGAUGCCCAACGGAGUAUACCCGUAAGCGCCAACAUCUUCUCGUGCGCUCUCUCCGCCAUCCUAGCGCUUAUCUACAUCGGCAGCCCAGUCGCCUUCUACGCCGUUACCUCACUCAAUACGGUCUCCCUUCUGCAAUGCUACGUCUUCGCCAUCGGCUGCGUGCUUUGGCGUCGCCUCACAAGGCCAGAAACGCUACCUCCGGCACGCUUCUCGCUGGGCAGAUGGGGAAUGCCAGUGAACGUGGCGGCCAUGCUCUACUCGGUAUGGAGCUUCUUCUGGUGCUUUUGGCCGCAAGCUCAGCCUGUCAACGGCGUCCGGGUUCAACUGGGCUGGUCCGCUGUACGUCCUAGCACUCAUUGUGUCGGCACUAUACUAUUUCAGGGCCAAACACCGCUACGACGGGCCGGUGACUAG